Messenger RNA from Aspergillus sclerotioniger CBS 115572, 3942 nucleotides. It is a transcript of the gene fphA, whose product is annotated as putative sensor histidine kinase/response regulator. Lineage: Eukaryota; Fungi; Ascomycota; Eurotiomycetes; Eurotiales; Aspergillaceae. The transcript has 2 exons. Gene Ontology annotation, biological process: detection of visible light; phosphorelay signal transduction system; regulation of DNA-templated transcription. Gene Ontology annotation, molecular function: phosphorelay sensor kinase activity; protein binding. The record is from RefSeq and is a predicted model, not a curated record. Bases 1 to 3942 code for a protein of 1313 amino acids.
AUGGAUUCGAACAAUGCCCCCGCCUCCUUGACGGGCCGGGGCAGCGAUGAUGACAAUCCGCCCGCCGCUGUUUCGGAGGCACCGAACGAAGAAACCCCGCUUACGCCCCAAGAACACAUCGUGCACAGAGAGGGUGCGACUGUGGGCGGUACAGAUCGAGUGUACCCUAUUCGAUCGAUCAUUUCAUUCAACCCUCCUCCCACGGCUGUGAUCCAACCCAACGCCACGGCCGAGAUACGUUCGCCUCGGAGCGGUGCUCGCUCAUAUUCGAUCAUUGAUGCAGAGACCUGGGAUCAACUUAAUUCACAGCCCAGCACUUCCCCGCAGACCGAUGCCUCUCUCAGCCAACCCAAUAACAGUCCUGACCCAACUGGACCGCUCUCGCAGCAGUCGCCUGAGGUCUACACACCUGGCUCGAAUUCAGUAGAUCGAGGUCUCGUCAAGGACGCAAAUCCUGGACCGGAAAAAUUAGGACUAGUAGAUGGUGAUGUGGGCCUCGUUACUGCGCGAUUCCAGCAUGUGGUUACAGAGGGUGGCCAUGCUGUCAUAACUGGCAAAACCCCCGAUUCUUUUCGCGCCUGUGAAGAUGAACCGAUUCACAUCCCAGGCGCAGUACAGACCUUUGGUGUCAUGGUAGUUCUGCGCGAACAGCCUGAAGAUGCACUGACAGUUCAUGUGGCCAGUGAGAAUUCAGAGGCCAUUCUGGGUCACUCUCCAAGUAGCCUUUUUGCGCUAGAGAGCUUCUCGGACAUACUGCAGGAGGACCAAACCGACAUCCUUCUGGACCAUAUUGAUUUCAUCCGCGACGAAGCAUAUGAUCCUGCCGCGGACGGUCCGGAGGUUUUCAUCCUGGCUGUCAAUGAUCGAUUUGGGCGGCCUCGGCGGUUUUGGUGUGCUAUUCACGUUAAUAUAGCCCACCGAGAUGUGAUCAUCUGCGAGUUCGAAUUGGAGGAUGACCGCAUCAAUCCUCUGAACGCUGCUGGACGCACAACACCCACUUCGCCCACGGAUACUUUGGGUUUUCAGCCGACGCCAGACCAGCUAGCAAGUAGCACUGUUAAUAUAAGCCAGCCCCUACGAGUGCUGCGAAAUGCGCGCAGAAGAAGGGGCGAAGCGGCUGCUAUGGAGGUGUUCAGCAUUGUUAGCCAGAUCCAGGAUCAGCUUGGUGAUGCCCAAAACCUCGAUACAUUGCUUAACAUCACCAUUGGAAUAGUUAAGGAAUUGACCGGAUUUCACCGCGUGAUGAUCUAUCAGUUCGACACCGAGGCCAAUGGAACCGUGGUGGCCGAGUUAGUCGACAUGAGAACAACCAAGGACCUGUACAAAGGAUUGCACUUCCCAUCGACGGAUAUUCCGAAGCAAGCCCGCGACCUGUAUCGGCUCAAUAAAGUUCGUAUCCUCUACGACCGUGAACAAAUGAGCUCCCGGCUGGUUUGUCGCAGCAUAGAUGAUCUCAAGACGCCGCUGGAUAUGACACAUGCCUACUUGCGUGCGAUGUCCCCGAUUCACAUCAAGUAUUUAGCCAACAUGGGAGUUCGUUCCUCCAUGUCAAUCAGCAUCAACAACACUCAUGAUCUCUGGGGUUUGAUUUCAUGCCACACCCAUGGGGACUCGGUAAUGAGAGUGCCUUUCCCAAUCCGUAAGAUGUGUCGGUUGAUCGGCGACACGCUCUCGCGAAAUAUCGAGCGUCUCUCUUACGCGUCGCGCCUUCAGGCACGCAAGCUCAUCAACACCAUCCCGACUGAUGCCAACCCGUCGGGAUACAUAAUUGCUUCAUCAGAUGACCUGCUAAAGCUAUUUGAUGCAGACUACGGCGCACUGUCGAUCCGAGGGGAGACCAAAAUUCUCGGUAAAUCUACCGAGUCACAGGAGAUGCUGGCCUUGCUGGAAUUUCUCAAGAUGCGUCAGCUCAAUUCCGUGGUUGCAUCACAUCAUGUGAAGAAGGACUUUCCGGAUCUGCACUACCCUCCUGGAUUCAAGGAAAUCUCGGGGAUGCUCUACGUGCCUCUCUCUGCAGAUGGCAAGGAUUUCAUCGUUUUCUUCCGGCGAGGCGAGCUGACCGAGAUCAAAUGGGGUGGCAAUCCAUAUGACAAGACCAUACGAGAUAACCACCUCGAGCCCCGUGCAAGUUUCCAGGCCUGGACGGAGACGGUUAUUGACCGGGCUCGCGAAUGGACCGAGUCGGAAGUGGAAACUGCUGCCGUCUUAUGCUUGGUGUAUGGCAAAUUCAUCAAAGUGUGGCGACAGCAGGAGGCUGCGUUGGAAGGUUCGCAAUUGACGAAGCUUCUUCUGGCCAACUCCGCCCAUGAAGUCCGAACCCCUUUGAAUGCCAUCGUCAAUUAUCUGGAGAUCGCCCUGGAGGGGGCCCUUGACACUGAAACUCGCGACAAUCUUACCAAGUCCUACUCGGCGUCCAAGUCCCUGAUCUACGUCAUCAAUGACCUGCUGGAUUUGACCAAUACUGAAAAGGGACACAAUCUCAUCAAAGACGAGCCCUUCGACUUGCCGUUGUGCUUCAAGGAAGCGACCAGUAUGUUCGACGGCGAGGCACGACGUAAGGGGAUUGACUAUAUCGUCCGCGCUCACCCGGGAAUUCCAAAAACCGUGGUCGGUGAUGAACGGCGCGUUCGGCAGGCAGUCAGUAACCUGAUUUCGAAUGCUGUUCAACAUACGUCUACGGGCGGUGUCACGGUGGACAUGUGGCGGGCCCCUGGCAAUGCGGAGCCCGGGGUUGCAAAUAUCCACAUGACCGUUCUCGAUACGGGCACGGGAAUGUCCCCCGCUAUGCUGGAAACCCUGUUUCAGGAACUGGAGCAGGUUUCCUCGGAGGACGACAGCUACUUCUUCGACCGAGAUGCGAAUGGCGCUUUGCAGGAUAGUGCGGAUGGACGCGAGAGAGGCGUUCUAGGCUUGGGACUCGCUCUGGUCUCCCGGAUGGUGCGCAAUACUCACGGUCAGCUCACCGUGCGGUCCGAGGAGGGCAAGGGCAGCCGCUUCCAGAUAUCGCUCCAGUUCGCUACUCCAGAUGAUGUCCCUGCCGAUGCACCUGAAGGCCCAAGCACUCCGAUCCAGGCUGAUGAUUCUAUUCCGUUCGAGGCAAAGGAAGAGUUCGUUCUAGUCGAUAAUAGUUCCCCUGCUCCAAGUGAGGGAUGGCGACGGAGUGGCAGCCAUCGCGAUGAGACUAAUCAGUCCGACGGUGAGGUUGAUGCUGCCGUUAUGCCAGGCGCUUCCGUCGAUCGCGCUAUAGACGAAGCUGCUGGUCUGCUUCCAUCUUCUGACCUUCGCAAAGUUGUGACCUUGCCCUCAACUCCCAAACCAUCAGAGAUUGGCGCGCAAGAGAAGCUUUUGACAUCCGGUCAACCUCCACCCCCCGAAACCGGCCUUGCAGAGCCCACUAGAACAAGCGCUCCCCCUCCGGACCCGGACCCUAGCACUCCGCCUGGCAAGUACAGUGUUCUUGUUGCCGAGGAUGACCCUAUCAAUGGCAAGAUCUUACAAAAGAGGCUUGGCAAAUCAGGUCACACUGUUCAUCUAACUGUCAACGGUGAAGAAUGCGCGGCUUCCUACCGCGCCGAUUCCACGCGGUUUGAUGUCGUGUUGAUGGACAUCCAGAUGCCGAUCGUGGAUGGGAUCAACUCGACUAAGAUGAUCCGCCAGUUUGAAGCCACAUUGCCAGACAACACAGCGCUCUCGCCGGUCGCGAAGUUGAACAAUCGAAUCCCCAUAUUUGCAGUUUCAGCCUCACUCUUGGAGAAAGACAUGUCGUUAUACGUUGAUGCCGGCUUCGACGGAUGGAUCAUGAAGCCUAUUAACUUCAACCGUCUGAAUGUGCUCUUCGACGGCCUCCAACAUGAAGGUACUAGAAACAACGCCACCUAUCAUCCUGGCUAUGACUGGGAACAGGGCGGCUGGUUCAUGCCCACUCCCGGAGACGAGAAGUAG